GGACUGCCGCCGCAACGGCCGCGCGUAAAUCUGCGCCCGCGACUGAGUAGUGAGCGAGUGUUUUAUGUUUGUGUUGGUCUGGAAUGUCGUAACGAUACCGCAUCGUGUUUUGUUGUAAUAUUGAAGAAAAAACAUGGAGUAAUAUAUUGACGAUAUAAUUGUGAGAAAUCAAAAUGGGUAGUGGAAAGUUUGGGUUCAACGGUAAAAAGGACAAAGUGGAGGAUAAGACUGAGUUUAGUGUUAAGGAAAAAUGUCGUAAAUUGAAGAAGAAACUUAAGAAGACUGAUGAAACACAGAAGACUGAAAGUGCUAAGGAGAAGACGAUUUGGUGGAACCAAUGCAGUGGACUGAGUGAAAUCGACCAGUACCUUUGGAUGGUAGGCGGUUCAGCUGGAGCCCUGGCACUCACGGGCGUUGCAGCAGCGUCGGCCUUCUACCUCACCACACGCCCUAAGCCUGAGAAGCCACUCGUUACAUUACACGAACAAAGCUUAUUGGAACCAGGUCCAGAAUUAGUUCGUGUAUCGAAAUUCUACAAAGAAGCAAAGAAUGGCCGAUUCCUGCGGUAUCUUCACGACGACACGCGCACACUGUACGAGACCUUUCGCAGAGGUGUUAAAGAAUCCAAUAAUGGCAACUGUCUCGGGUGGCGCGAGGGGCCAAAUAAGCCCUACGUGUGGCAGACAUACAAUGAGACCCUCCUGCGAGCUAAAAACUUUGGUUCGGGCCUGUUAUGCCAAGGCGUUGCCCCAGGCCAAACCACCUUUGUCGGUAUUUACGCCCAAAAUUGUCCAGAGUGGAUCAUGACGGAGCAAGCUGCGUACUGCUAUUCGAUGGUUAUAGUGCCGUUAUAUGACACACUAGGAGCCAACGCUUGUGCCUUUAUUAUUAAUCAAACUGAAAUGUCUCUGGUGGUGUGUGAAGACGACAAGAAAGCUAAUUUACUUCUGGAUGAAGCACCCAGGUGCCUUCGUAAAUUAAUCACGAUUAGGGAAGUGUCGCCCUCUACACACCAAAGGGCAAGGAGUCGAGGCGUGGAGAUCCUUAAGUUCAGCGAUGUUGAAAUACAAGGAGCGCAGAAAGAUCAUCCCUGUAUUCCGCCCCAGCCAGAGAAUCUAUGUACCAUCUGUUACACAUCUGGAACCACAGGCAUGCCAAAGGGUGUUAUGCUAAGCCAUGAGAAUGUUGUGGCGUCCAUGUGCAGUGUGACAAUGCAGCUUGGUGAACACAGGCCCACGAAACAUGAUGUGAUGAUUUCGUUUCUGCCACUCGCGCACAUGCUCGAACGUUGUUGUGAGAACGCUCUUUACAUGGUAGGAGGGGCAGUGGGCUUCUAUAGCGGUGACAUUAGGAGAAUAGCAGAUGACUUGGGCGCACUUAAGCCCACCAUGAUGCCUGCUGUACCCAGGCUCCUCAACAGACUCUACGAUAAGGCACAGAGUGAAAUAGCAAGUUCCAAAAUAAAGAAACUUCUCUUUAAUAUGGCACUAUCGGCAAAGGAGUCUGAACUAAAAAGAGGCAUAAUUCGAUCAGACUCAGUGUGGGACAAGUUGGUGUUCCGCAAAGUGCGUGAAGGUAUGGGUGGACGUCUUCGCAUCAUGGUGGUGGGUUCUGCGCCGCUCGCCGGCAACGUGCUGACGUUCGCGAGAUGCGCGCUCGGAUGUCUGAUUGUCGAGGGUUACGGUCAGACGGAGUGCACAGCGCCGGUGACUUUGACGGUUCAGGGAGAUCACGUCCCAGAACAUGUUGGGCCUCCUGUCGCUUGUUGUAAAGUGAAGUUGGUGGACGUCCCAGAAAUGGAGUACUAUGCGGCGCAGGGUCAGGGAGAGAUUUGUGUGCAGGGCGCGAAUGUCUUCAAGGGGUACUUCAAGGAGCCGGAGAAGACUAGGGAAGUUAUCGAUCAGUAUGGCUGGCACCACACUGGUGAUAUUGGCAAAUGGCUACCGAACGGUACCUUAAAAAUAAUUGAUAGAAGAAAACACAUUUUCAAAUUGUCACAAGGCGAGUACAUUGUUCCUGAGAAGAUCGAGAAUAUUUAUAUCAAAAGCCAGUACGUUGAACAAGUUUUCGUACACGGAGAAUCAUUAAAGUCGUGUAUAGUAGCAGUCGUCGUACCUAAUGUUGAUGUAGUGAAGUGUUGGGCCCUCGAAAAUGGAAUCAAAGGCACCUUCUCCGCGCUGUGUGAGAAUGAGAAAGUGAAGAAAAUGAUACUUGAGGACAUGUUGAAUCGGGGCAAACAGGCUGGCUUGAAAACAUUUGAACAAGUGAAAGACAUCUAUUUGCACCCAGAUCCAUUCUCAGUGCAGAACGGACUUUUAACCCCCACCCUGAAGGCGAAAAGACCUGAAAUCAAGAGUUACUUCAAACCACAGAUUGAAGACAUGUACAAACAGUUAGAAUAGCGAUAGCUCUGAAAUGUUUAAUCUUUAUAUAAGUGUCAAAGAUACGUCAGCAAGGUAAGACCGGUCCUACAACAAUAUUUUUAUGUUACAACACAACUGUGAGAUUUAUUUUGGCCAACUUAAUAAAUACUUGAAGUAUGUAUGGCUCUACAGUACGCACUGACCAAGAGUACGUAUAUUGUUCGCAUAAAAAAACUCUAACCGUAGAACAUAAUCUAGUUCCUUAACUGUCAAACCAUAUUCUGUAUUAUUACCAAACACAAGACUAGAAGUGUAUUUGUAUUAUUAUAUGCUUUACGUAUACUCCUUAAUGCAUAUAUACAUACGACAAGUAGAAUAGAACGUUCAUGGCUAAUUUCAUUCAUCCGUUUCAAAUUCGUCCUCCAAGGCUGUGUAAUUCAUAUUUUUCCUUUUUGCUCUCAUACUUGACAGUUUAUCUUCUAAAUAUAUCGGGACCGGUCUUCUUUAAGCUAAAAUAGAAGUGAUAUAAUUUCAGGAACUCAAAUUUAUUACAUUACAUAACUCAGUGGUCAUCGGGAGGCGACAUAGAGUACUCGUAUGUAAUAAAUGUGUUGAAAAAGUUUUAUUUAAAUAGAAGUAACUAAUAACAGUUAUGGUACAUAAUAAGCAAUAAGGUUGAACAGUCAAUUAUGAAUGCGUAAACUUUCAAAGCAAUUUCUAUUAGGCAAUUAGACGGAUAGUAAAAGAAUGUAGUUAUCUAAUGUUGGAUUAUAAAACAAUUAAGCUCCAUUCGAGAUUGCUUGUUUAUGUAGAUUCGAUUGUAGAGGGAACGCUUACUGAAGGUUAUAAUGCACUUUUGUUUGUAAUUUGGUACUUAUCGAUUUAAUGGCGAAAUGUGUGUGCUAUGAAUUUUAUACGCUGAUGACCCUUUUUUAAGCAAUAGUUUUUGAGGCGAUUUUAUCUUAGUUUUGCGUGAGGGUGAAUCUCUUGUGGGCCCGUAGACUGAUUUUUUUAUUUAGUAAUUAAUUUGGCUUGAGAUUGUUAAAACAAGAACAUUAUUGUGUAAUACAUGAAGUUCAAUUAAUAUUGUUUCCAUAUUGACGUCGUACAUAAAUGUGAGAAGAAAUAUAAGCGCGGAAGUUCGCAUCGUAUUGUUUAGUAUACAUGUUUUAAGUACCAGUUUAUAUAAAUAUACAACAAAUAAAUUCUUGGCGUGCCCGAUAUAGAGCCACAGCUCGCAACGGCAGGUAAAUUGGAAAAUAAUUUCACUUGCUUUGCUAUUUUUAAAAUGUAUAAAAGGUAUUCGAUAAUAAAACAGCAUUAAAAUAAUAGUGAACCCUUCAUAAAGACGUCAUUCACAAGAAUUUCAAUAAUCUUGUUAAUAAUGUUAAACGCUGUUUUAUUUGUGUGUCUAUGGGUCCAGCAUAUAAGUCCAUAAGUUUUAUCAUAAUACGUAAAUAGACGAUUUUUUAAUAGCAAAAUCUGUCGCACUUGUAAGUAGAUAAUUUUAUAUUAUCAUUUAUUAAGAUAAUUCUAGCUUUGAGCGAAUGUUGCGGUUUCAUGAUGUCUAAACCAAAAUUUUGUUGUUAUUGGUGCAAGAUUGUACUACAAUAAUUUAUUUUUAAAUAAAAAUUCUU
Messenger RNA from Pieris brassicae (large cabbage white), 4000 nucleotides. RefSeq names its product long-chain-fatty-acid--CoA ligase 5. Gene Ontology annotation, molecular function: long-chain fatty acid-CoA ligase activity. Gene Ontology annotation, biological process: long-chain fatty acid metabolic process. Lineage: Eukaryota; Metazoa; Arthropoda; Insecta; Lepidoptera; Pieridae. The record is from RefSeq and is a predicted model, not a curated record. The transcript has 15 exons. Gene Ontology annotation, cellular component: membrane; endoplasmic reticulum. The coding region runs from base 174 to 2402 and encodes 742 amino acids.